Molecule: messenger RNA, 567 nt
Organism: Hibiscus syriacus
Lineage: Eukaryota; Viridiplantae; Streptophyta; Magnoliopsida; Malvales; Malvaceae
Exons: 1
Coding region: 56-448 (130 amino acids)
Source: RefSeq, a predicted model, not a curated record
UGCCCUAAGCCUUCCAUUUGAAUUGGAGCCGAGUAAAGAACCACAGUCCUGGCUUAUGGCCAAUUAUAGAAGAGGAGGCUCCAUCUUUGAUUCAUUUUCUCUGAGUCCGCUGCCUUACCCAGUUCUGCUGAUCCUGGCGGUGACAUCAAUAUUUCUCGGAAUAUCAUGGUAUGCCAACUAUGAAUCUGUUCUGGAAACCGCUGAAGAGCAACUGAGUUGGGUGCUUUUUGCCACACCGGUUCUGCUCAUACUCUUGGCUCGUUGGUUCUCCUCUGUUGAUACUAGUGAUAUGUGGUUAUUCAGUUCAUCACCGUGGGAACGUCGCCGCCGAACUCACCAUCUUCCUCCGGAGGGUAGCUCACCGUGGGCGGUGGCUGCUUUCAUUGUGCUGCUGCUGAUUUUGGUGCAGUAUCAGUCAGUUUUCCGCGUGAGCUGGCUGAAAAACUAGUUGUGAAUUUCCUUUUUGGUUGGUUUUUAGGUGUUUGACGUGUGAUAUACUGAACUGGGUUUGGCUUUAUCAGAUCAUAUAUGAUAUUGUUGUCUUAAAAUGAUACUGCAAAACUUAGA